AUGAGCGGGAAAAACCAUCAAGACACAGUCCUCGAAACUGAGUUGACAUUGGCGGAGACCAGGACGGUGUUGCUCAGGAGCGAGCAGUUCCUGACGGAGCUGACCAGGCUUUUCCAGAAGUGCCGAUUGUCAGGCAGCGUGGUCAUCACCCUGAAGAAGUAUGAUGGUCGCACCAAACCUACUCCACAGAAGAGUUCUGUGGAGGGCUUCGAGCCUUCAGAAAACAAGUGUCUGUUAAGAGCCACAGAUGGGAAAAGGAAGAUCAGCACUGUGGUGAGUUCCAAAGAAGUGAGUGAGUUUCAGACAGCCUAUUCAAACCUACUGACAGCUAACAUGGAUGUGAAGAAGAGGAACAAGAACAAGAGUAAGAGGACCAAGCCAGCACAGUGACAGCCGUGGCCAUUA
This is a messenger RNA of Peromyscus maniculatus bairdii (prairie deer mouse), 405 nucleotides long. The record is from RefSeq and is a predicted model, not a curated record. NCBI's taxonomy places the organism in Eukaryota, Metazoa, Chordata, Mammalia, Rodentia, Cricetidae.